UAAGGGGUUACAAUGACGAGGUCAAGAAAACGGCUGAAUUGGAGCUGAAAAAACAAAACCCUGUCAGCAAACAUAGCCACGUAUGAAAAAGACAUCAGAACGCUAAAAUCUGAGCUGAACUCCAUUUCCAAUGAGAGAAACACCAUGAAACAGAGAGUCCAGGAACAGAAGAUGGAAAUCAAUGAGUUGAAUCUGAGCUUGAAGAAAACCAUGGGAGAGCUGCAGAAGGAAAAUGGUGAGGUGCAAAAAUAUGCUACCAAAGUGAAUGAGCUUGAAAAUGAACUUUUGAAGUGCAAACAGUCCAUGAAAGGAAUAACUGGAAACUCUGAAAAGAUCACAAUAAAUCUUAAACAGGACAUCCUUUCUAUGCAAAAGGAAAAGCAAAUGGUUGACCAGAAACUGUUGACACUCAAGGGUGAGUUUGAUAAUCUGAGUACCACGUUGAGAAGAACCAAAGAUGAACUUAUUAAGGUAACCCAGGAAGCAAACAUCAGUCAGUCUAAAGUGAAGAACCUUGAAGAGGAGCUCCAGAAAAGCAGAGUGGUCAUUAAAGACAUGAGCUCCACUGUAGACAAAGACACACUGAACCUCAAACAGGAAAUUAUGGUUCUUCAGAAAGAGAAAACCACAGCGCAUGAGAAAAUACACCAAAUGACAUCAGAAAUGUCCACUCUUCAAAAGGACAGAAACAUGGUGCUUGAAAAGAAUCAGAAUUUGAAUUUGCAGAUGUCUCAAGUGAAAAUGCAAUUACAGCAAACUCAAGAGACCAUCAAGAAGAGUCAGACAGAAACAUCCAGUGCCCAGGCUCUGAGUGUGGAGCUCUCUCAAGUGAAAAUGCAGCUGGAGCAAGCCCAAGAAAGCAUCAAGAAGAGUCAGACACAAUCAUUCAGUGCCCAGGCUCUGAGUUUGGAGCUCUCUCAAUUGAAAAUACAGUUAGAGCAAGCCCAACAGGACAUUACAAAGAAGCAAAAAGAAGCUUCUGAUGCCCAGGUGAGGUCCAAACUUCUGGAAGCCCAACUUGAAAGCUGCAAAGGCAUGUUGGAUCAAUUGAAGGAUAAACUGGAGAAACAGAAGUCUGGCUAUGAAAAACAACUGCAGUUAGUCCAUACCGAGAUGGAGCAGAAAUUCAUUGUGAGAGAAUCUCGCAUGAAGGUGGAGUUGGAGAAAAAAUCCACAGAGCGCUCCCAGAACAUAGAGGCAGCCGAAAGGGACCACAAACAUCUCCAACAAGAGAUUGAAAAGCUCAGAGUGUUGCUUCACAACUCCCAGAUUUCAAAGCAAGAGACUCAACAACAGCUAGACUCUCUUCGUAUUGAACUGGAGCAAGCAGUGAAGGACAAAGGAGCCAUGGAAGUCGAAGUGCUUAAAGCAAAAUCCAAGAUAUCUGAUCUGGACAAUGAAAAAAUCAAGCUGGCGUCCAGCAUAAGUCAACUGGACAACCUUCGCAAAGAAAAUUCUAAAGAGGUUCCACGGCUCAAGCAGACAUUGGGCGAAUCAGAACGGAAGCUACAGGCUUCAGAGAGGGAGGUAAAGUCCCUCAAACAAAAAGUUGUUACCUACAUGGAGGAAGUGAAAAACCUUCAAGAAAAGGUCUUGAAGCUUGAGGUGGAAGUCAACUCUGAGAACAAGAGAGUUAAGGAACUGGAAUCAGAUAAACCAUCAAUGUCAAAUCAUCAGUGUCUCAAAGACCAUGAAAUUGCAAAGCUACAGACAGAGCUGCGAUUAACAAAGAAUAUUGUAUCAUCAUAUGAGGAGGCAAAGCGAAGUUUGGAGGACGAGCUCAAGAAGAUGAAAGUUUCCUCAGAGAUAGCAACUCUGGAGAAGGAUAAAGUUCUGGCGGAGCUGAGAAUAAUGAAACAAGAAAAAAUGGAAGUUUAUCAAAACAAAUCUCAGGAAAAUAUCAUGAAGACAAUGACCAAUUCAGUUUCACUGUAUAAUUCAACUGUGUUACAGACACAUACAAAAGAGACAGAGUCUAACGUUAACAGCCAAAAUAUCACAACAGAGCAGACAGCCACCAUGCGCAAAAGCUCUCUGUCUGAGAAAGGCAAGUCUGGCAAAGGGCAGUCUGUUACAUUUAACAUCUCCAACUCAGAUGCAUCUGGAGUCACUAGCAAAGUCACAGGUUCCCCCUCUAUUCUAUCACGCAAAGUUCAAGGCCUUAGAGGACGUAUCAGUAUCAAGAAAUUGAUCAAAGUGAAAUUGCUGGAUAAUGACACUGCCCUGAAGUUAGAGACAGGGCAGAUGUCUAUGGAAGAAGUACAAGCAUGCAUCGCUCAGUUUGUUAGCAAGCCACCAUCAAUCGCUGGAGUUUACGAUCAGUCUAGCAAGAAGAAGAUGUCCUUCACUGAGGCCUCAGAGAAAGGGAUCAUUACAAAGACUUACGCUGUUGACUUCCUUGAAGCACAAGCGGCUACUGGGUGUAUUAUUGAUCCAUCAACAGGGGAAACCUACUCUGCAGAGGAUGCGUUUGAAAAUGGAAUCAUAAGAGAGGACCUCAAGGAGAAGCUUGUAGAAGCUGAAAAAGCAGUGUGUGGUUAUGCUCAUGCAGGGAAAAUACUUUCGGUCUUUCAGGCCAUGGAAGAAAGAAUACUUGACAGACACAGGGGAAAGAAGACGAUCGAAGUUCAGAUAGCUACAGGUGGCCUCAUUCAUCCAGUGAUUGGUGUCAGGGUGCCUCUUAGCUUUGCUCUUGAAAAUGGCCUCUUGAACCAGUUCACCUAUCAGACCAUCUAUGAUCCAGUCAGCAAUCCCAAGGGCUUUUACAACCCUGAGACUGGCCAGAGAGAUUAUUAUUGUGAGCUGUUGAAAAUGUGUGUUUUUGACACGGUGAGUGGUGUGUAUCUUUUGCCAAUAGGUGGUAAGCAGGAAGCUAACCCUACCCCUGACAGUGUGCAAGGCAGAAAGUCUGUUAUCAACACCUCAAAUGGAGUUGAGAUGCCAGCAUAUGAAGCCUUCAAAGGCAACCAUAUUGAUAAGAAAACAUACCUCUUCCUGUCUCAGCAAGAAACUGAAUGGCAGGAAACUGUCACAGACUCUAACGGAAGCCUCAUGCACAUACUAACAGACCUUAGAAGUGGUCGACAGCUUUGCAUUGAAACGGCUCUUAGACUUCGAAUCCUCGAAUCGUCCGAACUUGCCAAAUACCGGAGUGGCCUCCUUAGUAUAUACGAGCUCGCAGAUCUCUUGAACUCCAGAAAGGUUGUUUUCAGAAUCACGCAUUGCCCCGUUGCUGGACUGUGGGACGUUGCUUCCAGGAAGAGACUUUCUGUCUUUAAAGGUCACCAACUGAACCUUGUGGACAGAUUGACCGCCCUUCGGCUCUUAGAAGCUCAAGCUUGCACUGGAGGCAUCUGUGACCCAGCACUGGGGGAGCGUGUUGGGAUUGCUGAGGCAACUCAAAAAGGUCUACUAAAUGACAGUUUUGAACAUCUACUCAAGCAGUUUGAACAAGCUUACAAUGGUCUCGCACAUCCCCAAACAGGAAAGACCCUUUCAGUGGCCCAAGCCAUGCAAGAAAACCUGUUAUUGAAAGACGUUGGGAUGAGAUGUUUGGAAUACCAACUCUUUACUGGAGGACUGAUCAACCCAGAAACCCAUGAGAGGAUGACGGUGGAUGAGGCUCUCCUGGGCUGCUUGAUAGACAAGGCUACAGCUUCCCAGCUCAAAGAUGAAAGGUCCUUUUCCAAAUCCCUUACCUGCCCAAAGACCAAGAAGAGGAUUUCUUUCAGUGAAUCCCUGGAAAAAGGUGUCUUUGAUGGCCACACCGGUUUCAUGCUACUUGAAGCUACCAAACCUCAAAGCAUGGGGGCCACAGGGACAUUCCAGUACAUCUGGACCUAUCGACAUAUGUAACUUAUUUUUUAGUGCCACAAAGAACAUAACAGCCAUCUUCUGCUUUUAUUAUCAAAACAUCUUCAACUUUGUCAUUCAGAAUGUGUUGUGCCUUCUUUAUUAACCUUCCUGUUCAACCUGUGUCUUUUCAUAUAAGCAAUGUGUUUUUUCAUGUUAUGUAAAUAUUUUAUAAAUCUCAUUGGUUUUCAAUGGGUAGAUUAUGCUAUUAUGCUAUUCUUGAAUUACUUAAUAUAAAGAAACAGUACCUCUAUUUUAUUUACCGUAAAAUUAUACCAUGAACCUUUAUCAUGAACCAUGAAUGUCUAGUAACCAGUUGUAUUGUUGCUUAAUCACUCUUGUUCAUUUCUGUCCCUGAAUUCCAGAAAAC
Messenger RNA from Alosa alosa (allis shad), 4222 nucleotides. RefSeq names its product plectin-like. The record is from RefSeq and is a predicted model, not a curated record. Bases 145 to 3855 code for a protein of 1236 amino acids. The transcript has 2 exons. Lineage: Eukaryota; Metazoa; Chordata; Actinopteri; Clupeiformes; Clupeidae. Gene Ontology annotation, biological process: intermediate filament cytoskeleton organization; cell-cell adhesion; skin development. Gene Ontology annotation, molecular function: structural molecule activity. Gene Ontology annotation, cellular component: intermediate filament; intercalated disc; plasma membrane.